AUGGAAUCUCCUUUUACCCAGGAGGAGGUUUUGUCUACUAUUAAGGCGCUCAAGCUGGGUUCCUCGCCAGGACCGGAUGGCUUUUCCACCGGUUACUACAAAAAAUUUGGAGAAUGCCUGGCACCACACUUGACGCGACUGUUCAACUCUCUCAGGGAUGGAGCCCGAUUUGGUACAGAUCUAAACUCCGCCUAUAUAUCGGUCAUUCCGAAACCGGAUAAAGAUCCUAGCGAGGUGUGUAAUUAUCGGCCAAUUUCCCUGAUUAACAAUGACAUUAAGAUAAUGACAAAAAUGUUAGCGAACAGGUUGUCCAGCUUCAUACCUUCCUAUAUUCACAAAGAUCAGCCGAAAAACUCAAAGGAGGCCACAUUACUUCCCUUGGACGUGGUGCGAGUCCUACGGGCGUACUUGUCUGCUACGGCUCCGUUCCGGAGAUCGGACUCACUGUACAUGUCAGUGAAUGGUCCUGAGAAAGGUUCAUUUGUGGUAACAUUUCUAUGUUUGCAUUUUCAGGAUGAGGAUGAUGAAGAUCCCAAGGAAGAAGAUGAGGAGGAUGAUGAUGAUGAUGAUGGAUUCUUUGUUCCACAUGGUUACUUGUCAGAGGAUGAAGGGGGUGUUUCUGAUGAGGAGUGUAAAAACCCUGAAAAUCAGAAAGUACGUCAGAAACUCAAAGCAAAGGAAUGGGAUGAACUGCAAACAAAAGGGAGGAAAAUUAAUGUGAUUAAGCCCAUUUUGAUUGGGUGUGUAUGGUUGGGAGGUAGUACAGAAGAGAUUCCUUUCCUCCAAAAAUUUUCUGCUUGUGUGUUGGAUAUGGUCAUCCCCAUUGAGGAAGAGAUGGUUCUAGAAUGCAAUUCCAGCCGAAGACUAGAAGACAGAGAAAUACUUAUGCAUCUUCUCCCUUUGCUUCAUGGAAACGUCAAUGGAAGCAAAAUAAUUAUCAAGGAGUUUCAAGAGUGUUGCAGGCGUGGCAUCAUUUCUUUGGGUGAUGGUAGCAACAUUGCUAUAACAGAAUCCACUAGUCCAAAUGCUUGCCACCAGAUGCCCAGCAGUUUUAAUAUACCUUCCAAAGCACGACUGAAACGUAUAAUUUCUGAGAAUUCGAUGUAUGAAAAACGCCCAGAUCAUCGUUUGUGUUGGUAUGUGCACAGUGACAUUUUGAAGAGCUUUCAGCAAGAUAGUCUUCCUGUACCAUGUCAGUGGAUAUAUAUCACCCAGUUGAAUUUGCCCAGCAGAGAUGAAAUUAUAAGCAUUGGUGGACAGACACAAGCAACACCUUCAUCUGGCAAAAGAAAAUCUGCUGGCAGUAUGCCCAUCACCAAGUUUAUGAAAAAAGCUACAAUAAUAGGAUCACUCAAUAAUAUAACUGUAACUGAGGCCAGAUGGUUUCCAGGCAGACACAGAAGAAGAUGAAGAUGAUAAUGAUGACUGUGUGAUUCUAGAGGAACAGCAAAAAAAGAGAUACUGACCCCAUAUUAUGCACAAUGAACGUCAACUUGAGUGAACAGCUUCUUCCCAAGCCGGAAAUUUCAAGAGGAUCAAACUGAUUUUUCAUCCGAAUGUUUUAAAGCUUUCUGGUUAAUUGUAUAAUAUAUUAAAAGUGGACAUACAUUUGACGUCAACACUGAGGAGAUUUUUAAUAUGCAUCCUAAUAACCUCAUAUGUCUCAAAUAAAGCACAAAUUAAAAAAUCAAACUCAAA
Rana temporaria (common frog) is the source of this 1698-nucleotide messenger RNA. RefSeq names its product chromatin assembly factor 1 subunit A-B-like. NCBI's taxonomy places the organism in Eukaryota, Metazoa, Chordata, Amphibia, Anura, Ranidae. The transcript is spliced from 7 exons. Gene Ontology annotation, cellular component: nucleus; CAF-1 complex. The coding region runs from base 1 to 1410 and encodes 469 amino acids. Gene Ontology annotation, biological process: nucleosome assembly. The record is from RefSeq and is a predicted model, not a curated record.